Messenger RNA from Emiliania huxleyi CCMP1516, 774 nucleotides. RefSeq lists its product as hypothetical. The record is from RefSeq and is a predicted model, not a curated record. Gene Ontology annotation, biological process: protein dephosphorylation. Lineage: Eukaryota; Haptophyta; Isochrysidales; Noelaerhabdaceae. The coding region runs from base 1 to 774 and encodes 257 amino acids. Gene Ontology annotation, molecular function: protein tyrosine/serine/threonine phosphatase activity; phosphatidylinositol-4,5-bisphosphate 5-phosphatase activity. The transcript has a single exon.
AUGCCGCGCGAUAGCUCGCUGCCUGCGCUGGCCGCCCGGCUCACGCCUCGCGCGCCGCAGCAAGGCCAGCAGCCACCCUCGGCGACCCUGCGAGGGCAGCAGCCACCCUCGGCGACCCUUCCGACCCUUCCACUGCUCGGAUCACUCUUGCUCGCGGCGUGCAUCACGUCGCUGCCCAUGUUUCGUGGCCCACGAUGGCUCAAGUCGAUCUUUGCUCGCGCAGCACGCUCGAUGAAGCGCGUGCCCGCGUGGCACUUCACGCCGCUCGCCGGCACCAACCUCGUCAUUGGCGCAGUUCCGACAGCGGACGAGCAGUUGCGAGAGCUGCAGGACGACGGGGUGACCGCGGUGGUCACCAUGAACCAGGCCUGGGAGCCGCAGGCGCCGGGUGGCGUACAGGCCGCCUGCGGGCGUGUGGGCCUGGCGCACCUCCAGUUGCCGACGCCCGACUACUCGUCUCCGAGCCAGCGGGAUAUACGCAGGGCCGUCGACUUCAUCGGGGCGCACGUCGACGAGGGCGGAAAGGUGUACGUGCACUGCAACGCGGGCCGCGGCCGCAGCGCAGUGUGCGUCCUCGCCUACCUCAUGGCUUCCGGCGGCCUGAGCGCGAGAGAGGCGUACGAGCUCGUCGCCGCGCAGCGGCGUAUCACGAACCUACCAUCGCGGCUGCUCGGCUUCCGGCGGCCGCAGUGGAGGGCGCUGCGCAGGUACGAGGCCGCGCUGGCAAAGAGAGGGGCAGGGACGCGGAGGGAGGAGGAGGGAGGGAAGAGUUGA